UUGUAUUGUUUAUCAAUUAAAAGUACAUAGUUGUUAAUGUUCUUCGACUUUUUUAUUCCAAGUUAUACUUAAAUUAUGCUAUCAUAAGUCUUAAUAAUAUAAAAAAAAUCGGUAACAGGUUAACUCACUGUGAUUAUAACUUACAAGUAGUAAAAUAAUAUACAUUAUUUUACCAACAAGUUCUUUUUUUAAGUAUCUUAUAUUUAAAUAUGAUACUAUUUAUUGUGAUAAGCUUCUAUAUUAAUUGGCAUUAACACAGUAAUAACACAGUGAUAAAAUAAUAUGGUUGAUUUUAUAAUAAGAAAGAUGUGUGACACAAUUUCAACUCAAUAUCGUAGAAUAAUUGAACCUUUGGAUAAACACAUAACAUUAAAUUUACGAGAAGGUGGUAUUCAAAGCAGACCAGCCAAAAGCAAUGGAUUAUGGUGUCAGUUUUUACUACCAUCAGUGUUGAACUUGUAUUGUAUGCUGGAAGAUGUGCCAAUUAUUUAUAAAAUAAGCACAUGUUUAUCGUUGGGGUUGGUCGCAUACUGCUCUCUAUUUGUUCUGUUUCUAUCUUUAUCAAGUCUCGUUGUAAGGGAACCUGUGUAUGGGGGCUGUGUUGCAGCAAGUUUUAUUUCUACACUGUUUAUGUAUGGUGUGUUAAAACAAGAUUUACUUUUAUCGUUAUCAGCGUCUGCAACAACCGUGAUGUCAUUUGUGUGGUUGCUUCGGCACUCCCUCCUUAAUCUUCCUAAAACUUUCACAAUAGGAGAGGCUGUUAUAGUUGUCCAAAGUGUGAUUCUGUUCACGGUUAUAUCUGUUCUACACAUAAUGUUGAGUCUUUCUACAGAAGAUGAGGAAUUGUUCUUUAUUCACGUUUCAAUUUUGACUGUGCUGUUAGCAGUAAGUUUGAUGAUAACAGGAUUAUUUUUACUAAGAACAGAUCUAAAAAGUAUAAGGUCAUUAAUAAUUAUAAUAGCAUUAGGGGCCACAUUUGUGCUAACCGUACUUCAUAUCCUGAUUGGAUCUGAUUUCAUGAAUCAAGCUGUAAAGUUAGUUUUUUUCACUGGAAAGAGGAAGGAAAUCAUUAUCUUUUGGUUAAUACUUGUCCUAUUAUCAAUAUGUGCAUUACUGAUACGUACAAAGUUAGCCGUUAAAGCUACUACAGUCACGAGGAAAACCUUUCAUGUACUGGCAUCACUUGUUUUCUUGUCUGGCAUACUGCUUGAUGUGCGACUGAUGGUCUUUGCUGCUGGAAUUGGACUUGCAUUGAUUAUAUUUAUAGAGGCUUUAAGAAAAAGUGAGAUUGAACCAAUUUCUUCAGCUCUUCAAUCUGCUUUCCUGGUAUACAGUGAUGAAAAGGACUGUGGGAGCCUGGCCAUGACCCCCCUAUACCUAUACGUGGGGCUAGCCUGUCCGCUCUUGCUAGUUCCUUCCCAUAGCUCAGACCACACUCUCGAGUUACUCAGUGGAGUGCUCUCUAUCGGCGUGGGGGAUACUGCAGCUAGCUGGUUUGGGUCUCGAUUCGGCUUCAAUAAGUGGCCUGACAGUAGUAGAACAAUGGAAGGCACAGCAUUUAAUAUUUUAUCACAAAUAGGAACAGUUUAUACAUUAAUUUUAUUUGAUUUGUUACAUACAAAAAACGCAUUGUUUCGGACAAUUAUUGUUGCAAGUGUAGCUGGUCUCGUAGAAGCGAAGACUGAGCAAGUCGACAACCUAGUCCUGCCCCUUAUUACUAUGGCCGCAUAUCAAUUAACACGAUUAUUUUUUUAAUUUUAACAAUUUUACGACAAUUUCUAGAUAUUCUAGAUCAAAUUGGAGAUUAACAAUUGAAGCUUUAAUGUUACCGUAAUGAGAUAACGAUUUAAUGUAAAUAUAAUAUCCUAAAUGUAUUUUAUUGAAAAGCAUUUAGGUAUUGUUACCAAAAUUACUACACAAAAUUAGAAUAAAAAUGUGUGCAUCUCGGCUCCGCAACGUGUUACGUAACGAAGCCAUUUACCAUCCCUUUUAAGAAGUUAAAACUUCAAAAAGAUUAUAAGGGUAUACUUACAUGACAAAUAAUAUAUGGACUGAAAUAAUAUAUGAAUAUUGGAAUACGAAAAGUAAAAUGAACAUAAUUAUAAAAAUUGUGUAGCUAGGUUGCUAGGCAGGUGGUAUUAUAAUUAUUGCAUAAUUUACGAGUUAUUUAAAUAAUCAAAUUAGUCAAUCACAUUCCUAUUUACCAAAGUGCUCAUAUUUUAUACAUGUUUUUAAAUAAAGAUGUAAUUGUUCA
This is a messenger RNA of Zerene cesonia (dogface butterfly), 2254 nucleotides long. It is a transcript of the gene Dolk, whose product is annotated as dolichol kinase. Bases 283 to 1755 code for a protein of 490 amino acids. NCBI's taxonomy places the organism in Eukaryota, Metazoa, Arthropoda, Insecta, Lepidoptera, Pieridae. Gene Ontology annotation, cellular component: endoplasmic reticulum membrane. The record is from RefSeq and is a predicted model, not a curated record. The transcript is spliced from 9 exons. Gene Ontology annotation, molecular function: dolichol kinase activity. Gene Ontology annotation, biological process: dolichyl monophosphate biosynthetic process.